Heterobasidion irregulare TC 32-1 is the source of this 492-nucleotide messenger RNA. RefSeq lists its product as uncharacterized. Gene Ontology annotation, biological process: intracellular signal transduction; peptidyl-serine phosphorylation. Lineage: Eukaryota; Fungi; Basidiomycota; Agaricomycetes; Russulales; Bondarzewiaceae. The transcript is spliced from 3 exons. The annotation marks the transcript as partial. The record is from RefSeq and is a predicted model, not a curated record. Gene Ontology annotation, molecular function: ATP binding; protein serine/threonine kinase activity.
CAAUAUGUGUUUCAGGAACAAAGAAUUAUGCAAGAGAUCACCACUCAGUCAAGUGGUAACUUCGCAACAAGACUGCUAGCAUCGUUUCAGGACGAGUACAAUCUAUACCUAGUCAUGAGGUAUUACCCAUUGGACCUCUGGGGUCUGGUAUGUAGCAUGCCAGUCGAUUUCACAUUGGAAGCUAUUCAGUUCUAUGCUGCUGAGCUAAUUUUGGGCAUCGAACAACUGCACAAUUUGGGGAUCAUCCAUGGAGACCUCAAGGCAGCUAAUGUGCUUGUCACGCCCACCGGGCACCUCGCGCUUACGGACUUCAACCUGUCGUUUCGGGUUCAGUUGGGCAAUCAGGAAGCCUUACGGGAUGCACAGAUGCGGGGUUACAUGGUCGGAACGAUUGGUUACUUGGCACCUGAAGUGCUCAAGUGGUCGGAGAACGGCGUCAACUACACAGGCCAGGUUGAUCUGUGGGCGUACGGCAUCAUACUCGGCGAAUUG